AUAAAGACUAUAAACUCUGCGAAGAACAUGAAGAAAAGGGGCUUGGAGUGUCAGAAUCUCAAAAUGGCGGAGGAAAUAUUGGUUAGUUUAGAAGAUUGCUGUGCUUAAGGCUGUGGAAAAUAUGGAAUUAUUUGUGGUUUUAACACAUGGUAUAUACUGAUGAUGAAUCUGUAACUUCACCUAAUCCAAAUUUUCUCCCUAUCUGUCUUUCUUGCUGGGAGAGUGUAGAGGCCGGCUCUUGCCCAUUGCAUUGAAGUGUUUUGGCAUUGUUAUCACAAUUAAGGAAUGUGAUCUGGAAAGGAUUUGUGAUAGGAAGCAAUGUAAUAAAAAUGAUAAAAGUGAGAAUUGAUCAUUCAUGGAUUGAUUAAAACAGGGUAAGUAUGGAAAGAGAUGAUUCAGAGGAAACUGAACACACCCAAACAGUGCCCCCUAGUGGCGGAACACAAGACGCUGUGGUCACUAGUCCUGUACAGCUGAAUGUGGAAUUAAGUGAGGAGGACACACAGAAAAAUGGGCUAAAUACAACACUCUCUCCAAAGAUUGCUAGACCAAAACUACCAGAUUUCAAAGAAAAUGGACAAAUUCGAUCAGGUCUGCACGGGAGGGCUAAGACAGACCCAGGCCAAGGAAGUCAUAUUAAAGCCAUUAUUGACCGCACAGUAGAGGACAUAAAGGAAUUAAACCAGGUAGAUUUUACAAAAACAUUUGGCCGUCCGAAAAAAUUUCCAAAACCAUUUGCCCCAAAGUCUCAAUCCACGCAUACUUCACCUAGAGCAUCUCCCACACCUAGUGAGGAAACAGGCCCUUCCCCCCUCAACAGAAACCGAAGUCGUAGUCUGAGGGUCCUGACAGACAUUUUAAAAGGGGGUAGGGGUGGAAGUUCUGAGUACAGAAUAGGAAACAUUCCUCGAAAAAGUGUUGAUGACAGUACUUCAAAGUCAAUAAGUGAUAGUCAGCUAUUACCUCGUAAACCUUCAUCAGUGAAAGAGGAAGAUAGACGGUCAAUAUCAGACGGACAAUUGCAAGCAAACAGAGAUGAGAAUAAAAGUGAGAAUUCAAACAGUUCGGGGACUCCAGACAGUGGUGCGACAGAUAGCGGGCACGAAAAGGCAAGCUCGGACACGCCAGAACUUCCAUCACCUGUGGAGGACUCCAAAGCCCUCAUUAAACGCCGUAAUGAUAUGGCCAAGUUCAGGAGGGCUAAGAGUGAAGCUCGGAAAGUGAAUAUUUCGGAUGAUGAAGGUGUUGGAAUAUCUGACCAAGAUUUGUCUCAUAGUAGUACCACAUACAAACCUCACUCAAUAGAUACAAAUUCAAAAUUUUUCACAUUAUGGAAAAUUGGAGCCCCAAAACGGAGAACUGGUUUAGCAGAUAUUGUGAAAAGAGUGCAAUCUACACAUUGUAGGAGUGCCGAUGAUUCUCAUGGAGAAAAUAUUCUACCCGGAAUAUGGAAAUUACCCAGAGUAGAGCUUAAACCCAUCCAAGGUGUUCGGAAAUCAUCUAGUCUUCGUCAUGUGACACACCCACCUCAAUCAAAAACCACAUUCCGAGAACCACUUGGAGCCAUGGAUUCCAAUGGAUUCGGAAUGUUGGCAAAAACUCCAGAGCAUGAAGAACUGCCUCCUUUUCCAGGGGACUUAGAGUCUAAAACAAGUGAUCUGUCUCUUACCGAUAGCCAAGCAUUUCAGAGUGAAAGUGGAGAUGAAGCAUUUCGUACAUUUGAAGAUGAUGAAAUUUCAGAGACUCAGAGCAAUGCGGGUGACGAUAAACCAACAGAGAAAAGAAAAUUGCUGAAACCCAAAUCUAAAAGUGACCCAAGUGGUGACAAGUGUAAAGAUAAUAUGUCUCCAGUGUGUCAAAUGACCUCCUCGCAUAGCUCACCCCAUCUGUCCAAAAGUAGUGAAAUAGAUCUGGAAGAUAUGGAAGAUGAUAGAGGUGAGAAAAAUAACAAGGACCUGUCUUUGAAUCUUCCCUGUAGUGCUCUUACCCCAUCCAGCUCGUUUGAUGAUGGACCUCUUCAUUUUGAAGUCCCAGAGGAUAGUGUGUCAAAUCAGCGAUCAGAUGGGGCUUUGACUCCAGAGCUUGAGCAGUCCCAGGACUUGGGUCGAUUUACCUCUGUGUUUGUAAAAGAAAUUGCCCCACCACCCAAAGAAAACAAUGAAUCCACCACAGACAAAAAUUCUUUGGGGAUUCCCUAUCAAACUAAAAAGAAUAUUGGUCGAAGUGUUAGUUCUGCUAGUGUCCUUCAGAGAGAAAGGAAGUUUCCCAGUGUCACCAAAGACGAACCCAGGAAGCAUAGUCUAUCCCAGGAGGAGGCGGUCAAGGAGGCCAAACAUGAGUUAGUUCCCUUGGCAGACUCCCAGUCCCAGUCCACUAGCAUGCCAGCUCUGGCCAAAAAACCAAGCAAGGACAAGCGCUACCAUAUAGUGGAAGAGCUGUGUAAAAAUGAACAGGAAUAUGUAGAUGCCCUCACUGUCCUCAAAGAUAAGUACAUGCUCCCACUGAAAACUUCCUGCAGCAGUGUGGACGAAAACCUUGUGGACAAUAUCUUCUACAUGAUUCCAGAAAUCCUUAUGCACCACACCGUGUACAGAAAUGCUCUGGACCGGGUCUGGACCAACUGGGACUCAGAAACCAGCACCAUGGGCAAUGUUAUAUCUGCCACAUUUUCCAAGCAAACAGUGAUUGACUGCUAUCUUUCAUUUGUGGAGAAUUAUAAAACAUCAGGAAAAGUCAUUGAAAAUGCCUUGACAACCAAAUCCUCCGUUCAAAAAUUUAUUGAGCAAUGUCACAAAGAAAGUGGGAACAAAUUGUCAAUGAAGGACCUAAUUGUUAGACCUAUACAAAGAAUUCCUAGAUAUGAACUACUUUUGCAAAGAUUAAUCGAACACACCCCUCCUGGACACCCGGACUUUCCAUUGCUGAAGGAGGCAGAGAAAGUGAUGCAUGACUUUGCCAUCAAACUUGGUACAGUCAACGAAAGCCAACACGAGGAGGAUCAACAAGCCACGCUAAAGAGGCUGGAACUCUUACUAAUUACUGAUCUGGCUGUGCCAGAUAGACAGUACAUAAGGCAUGACAUGGUUCAAAUAAUGAGUAAAAAAGACCAGUGGUGUAUAUGGACUUUCUCUGAUCUCAUUAUUAUAAGUAGUCUCAAGAGGCGGAGUGGGCCUGUCACACGCAAAUCCAUUAUCUUAAAAUCCACUACUGGCCAAGAUUUUACAGAAAAUAUUAAACAUAAAGUAUGGCUGAAAGUUGGCCUAGAUGCUGUAGAAAUUGUUAAAAGUCCCACAAACCUGUCCCGGAGGAACUUAGUGGACCCUGAACAGCUGGAGGAGGACAUUGGUUUUUUGAAUGAAAUCAGUGAUCUCACUAAUCGCCUUAAUUGCCCUCAUUCUAGUCUUGAAGAAAUUGUCAAAGAUAUGUUAUCAACACUAAAUAAGCAACUAUCAGAAGCCAUGUUGCGCAAUCCAACUGCCGAGUCUAAUAAAGUGGAUAUUCUAGUCACAACACAAGAAGCUAUUUACCCAUUAGAAAUUAUGUUCAGCUCUGGAGAAAAGAGGAUAGCCUGGGAGGCUGCAGUCAGUGAAGCUAAACAGAAACUAGCUCAGAUGUUUGAUAAGAGAGCUCCAGAAUUUUUGACACCAUUACCCAUCACAAAGACGAGAGCAGGAAUGCAGUUUUCCUGUGCAGCUCCAAUUGAUGGGGUGAACAACUCAGGUUAUCGUGAGGUGUGGGUAUGUAAUAGUGAUGGAUACGUGGGGCACAUGUGUCUCCUAAGCUUACAGCCAGAGCCAAUCGUCACCCUCAACACUCCCGUCCCCGGCUGUAAUGCCAGAAUUCUCUGUAUCUGUGCUGUCCCAGCAUACAGUGGGAACUUUCGCAGGAAAAGCAGUGGUAAGAGGCACCAGCACCCUGUGAUUUCUCAACACCCUGUGAUAGCAAGUGUGUCCGAGGACAGUCCUCAAAUCAGUAUUGAUGAUACAGAGGAGGGCACUGAGGAUGGGACAGAGGAGGAGGAAGAGGAGAAGUCCAUUGAGGACAAGUCCGAUUCUGAAUCCGAGUCCAGUGAUGAGGAGACAGAGACUCCCUUCCCUAGUAUGAAUGAAAACAAUGAGGACCCUAUGUCUGUUGAUGAUGAGGAAGGGAAAAUCCCACCUCCUGCAGACCUGCCUGCUCCUACCCCUGAUCCAGUUUCUCCUAAUCCAGAUCCAGUUAGCAGUAAUCCUGAUCCUAUAAUUGCUGGUAGCUGGAUUCAGGACUCACUUAAAAGCACCAUGUGGUUGGGAACAGAGGAUGGAUGCAUCCAUGUAUUCCAAUGUACAGAUAAUAUUAAAACAACAAAGAAUAAAUUAAAAAUACAUCAUGAAUCACCCGUUUAUUGUAUAGUAUAUUUAGACAACAAGGUAUUUGCUUCCUUAGCUAAUGGAGAUUUAAUAGUGUAUAAAAGAGAUAGUGAGGGAAUAUGGGAUGCAGAGAAUCCAUAUACCAGAAGUAUUGGGACGGCCCAGAGUCCUAUAAAUAAGAUGUUAGCUGUUGCUGGUAAAUUGUGGUGUGGCUGUCAAAAUGUUAUGAAGGUCAUCAACCCCCUUACAUUAAGUACAGAGACUUCUUUCCAAGCGACAUCAGAUUCGGAGCGCUGUAUCCAGUGUUUAGUGUGUUCAGGACAGGGAGUAUGGAUGGCCACUCAACAGAGCUCCAAACUCCUCCUGUACCACGCCACUUCCUAUGAAUUCCUUCUUGAAGUUAGUAUAGCCCAAGCAGUGGCCCAGAAACUUCAAUCUGCUGAUGACAUAAUACGCCAACAUAAAGCUGCCUGUUUACGGAUCACAGCCCUGAUGGUCUGUAAGGACCUGUUGUGGGUGGGGACGAGUGCUGGAGUGAUACUGACUAUCACAAUGCCUCGUAUCACAUCCACAACAACUAGGGGGUCAAUCCCGGCCCCCACUGUUACAGGGUUAGUCAACGGUCAUACAGGGCAUGUGAGAUUUUUAACGUGUGUAGAAAUGACAGUUACUCCUCCUACUGUUAAAGUGGAAGGCGGGGAGGAAGAAGACGGUAUUAGUGAAAACUUAGCGUUACAUGGAAUACACAGACGUUCAUCCAUGGCAGCUACGACUACACUGGCUUCGCGAAUGUUAGUGAUCAGUGGAGGUGAUGGGUAUGAGGACUUCAGAAAUAAUGCGGCCAAUGAGUCAGCGGGCCGCGACGAUAGCACGAAUCAUCUACUGAUCUGGCAAGUGUGACCAAGUCAGAAGUAGCUGCUGAUGUUUGAAUUAUUGUGUACUGUGAUUGGAUGUUACCAUGGUUACUGUGAUCUGUCAUUUGUACAAAGUGAUUUGAAUAUAUACAUAUGUAUAUAGAGUAUGUGAGAGUUUUUGCAGAGAAAAUGUAAGGUACAUUGUAUUAAUAUAUGCAUUUGGAUGUAUUUAGUGCAGUGUGAAAAUUCAAAAAUAUGACUGAUUUACAGCAAUAUAAAACAUGAUUCAGUUUCACCAUUGUAAUUUAAUGUCUUUUAUAUGAGGACAGUAUUUUGAGGAAGUGCCUACAGAAUUUAUCCAAAUUUUUAAUAUAAUUAUGUACAUUAAACAUACAAGUCAUUUGUUGGUGCUAUUUAGAGAUUUACAGUCUUUUGACUGUGAGUUUGAAAUCAGAGUUUUAAUGUUAUACUAACAAUCCAUCCACUUUGCAGUACAUUAAGGAUUUAACUACCCUAGUAGGAUUUAAUAGAGAUUGAUGUUACUUGUUUAAAAUCUACAGUUAUAAAUCUAGUUGUUAUCUUUUUUAAAUAUUUAUGAGUAAGUCCCCAACUACAGGUAGUAUUCAAAAUGGCAAGUUUUUACAGUAUAUUUCAUUUUGUGAGUUUCAGUAUUAAAUAAAUGUGACAUGAAGAUGCUAGUAAUAUGUUCUGGAGAGAUUUUUUUUGGGUCGGGGGAUUUUGAAAGAUCUUUUGCAUAAACUUUUAUGAUUUGUAUUUAUUUUUGGUUUAACAGGACAGAAAUCUGUCAUUUUAUUUUCAUAUUAAAGAAGAUGAAAUUUUAAAACAAAUUACUUUUAUGAACAAGAAAUAUUUUUAAAUACAUAUGCCAUCAUGCAUUCAUAUGAAGUGGUAACCAUACUCUCAAAUGCAUUGAAAAGUACAGAAUUGGCUAAAUUCAACUCUGGAAAUAAGAUUGCUUUGAAAAUAAUUAUUGAUGAUGGUAUUUCUGAGGAAAAAAAUGUAAUGAUUAAAAGUUUUACUUAAAAAAUGCUUGGUGCUAUUUCUGUCUGUAAAAGAUCUACUAUGUAUUCUUUUUUAAAUAAUAUUAAUAUCGUAUCAGUGCUGGUUUUGUUUUAUUUUUUUUAUUUGACCAAGGUAAAACAUAUAACUGUUCAAUUAUAUUAUGACUGUAGCCUCAAAACUGUGUGCCAGUUCAUGUCUUAUAUUUACUGAAGUUUACAGUCCCCUUUUAUGCAGCAUAAUAAUUCUGUUAAUGUUUAACUUACAAAUGACAGGUUAAUAUUUGUAAUAUUAUAAGGUGAUGAUGCAGACAUAUUUAAUACUUUGAUAGCAAUAAUUUGCUAAAAAACUAUGCAUUUCUUGUGUGUGCCUGACAUUUUUCGUAUCUUUAAAAAUUAAUAAGUUAUUUUAUUUGUUAAAAAUUAGUCCAUCACAAACAAUGAACUGAAGAAUAGAAAAUAAUAAUGCCACAAAACACUGUGAUAGAAUUGAGAUAUUAAUGUUCAAAUUUUAAUUGAAUUUCAAUAAUAUUUGUUGAAAUCAAACUGUGACUGUUCCUUUUUUUGUAUUCUUCCAAGUUCAGAUUAUUUUAAUAUUUUAAAAACAGAAAGCAUGUUCACAUGUUAUUUAAUAUUUUGAAUUGUUACUUGCUUUACCAAAGACUUCAAAGGUAUGAGGUACCUUUGUGAACUCUACUGUAAGCAUUUCUGAUUCAGUAUAUGAAUGUAUGAGUGGUUUUUUUUUUUAAAAUUCAUUUAUUUCACCCUGUUAUGUAUGAAAUAUACAAGAUGUAGAUCUUUGUUUAAACAUAUGAUGAAGAGUGUUAUUUCAGUUGGCUUUUAUUUAUAUCUGAUAAAAAUAACAAUACAUGUUUGUAUGUAUGUUUGUAAUAUAAUUUUUAAAAUGCUUUACAAGUUAUAAUAAUUUAAUUUUUAUGAAAGUUUGCUGCCAAAGACAAAUUUUAGAUUUCCUAUUAUCACUGUGGUCAGUGUUUACUUAGAUCUGAAAAGUUGGGAAAAAACUUUAUAAUAAAAUCCUAUUAAAUGA
Saccostrea echinata is the source of this 7267-nucleotide messenger RNA. Its product is annotated as rho guanine nucleotide exchange factor 17-like. The transcript is spliced from 23 exons. Gene Ontology annotation, molecular function: protein binding; guanyl-nucleotide exchange factor activity. Gene Ontology annotation, biological process: actin cytoskeleton organization. The record is from RefSeq and is a predicted model, not a curated record. Bases 381 to 5246 code for a protein of 1621 amino acids. Lineage: Eukaryota; Metazoa; Mollusca; Bivalvia; Ostreida; Ostreidae.